Cladophialophora carrionii CBS 160.54 is the source of this 1623-nucleotide messenger RNA. RefSeq lists its product as uncharacterized. The coding region runs from base 1 to 1623 and encodes 540 amino acids. The record is from RefSeq and is a predicted model, not a curated record. Lineage: Eukaryota; Fungi; Ascomycota; Eurotiomycetes; Chaetothyriales; Herpotrichiellaceae. The transcript is spliced from 2 exons.
AUGACGAGCGACGACCAGCAGUUCCUCGACCUGCUCGCCUCCGUCCCCCAAGACAUCGCCCACUACGGCAGCCGCGUCGCCGACUAUGUCGACAAGCACGCCAACGCCAUUGCGAAUGACAUCCGUGAUGCCAUCGAUCGAGCAAGUUGGAUUCCGGACUCGUUACGCCCACCCCGCGCGUCCGGCACGUCAGGCGCAUUCUUCGUCCGGCCGCCGCCACCGCCGCAGGGGAUCCUGCAGAAGACCGGCGCGUGGGUGUCGAGGAACCGCACGGCCAUCGCCGUGGUGUUAGCAUUCGCCGGCACGACAAUAUACCUGGUGCACCGGCGGCGGCGGGCCCACACGCGCAAGAGACGGGCGAAGAAACUACCCAACGGGGCGAAGAAGGAGAUUGUCGUGCUGGCGUGCUCGACGUUCCACGACGCUCUGACCCGGUCGUUGGCCGUCGACCUCGAACGCCGGGGCUACGUGGUGUAUGUGACGGUGUCGUCGACGGAAGAGGACUCGCUCGUCCAGCAGGAGGCCAAGCAGGACCUGCGGCCCUUGUGGAUCGAUCUGACGUCCACGGUCCCCAACCCGGCCGUCGACGUGCACCCGAACCUCGAGCCCAUCCGCGACCACAUCACCCGAGGAGCCGGGAACAUGACGCUCGCCGGCCUGAUCGUCUUCCCCGGCUGCUCGGGCUACAGUGAGGGACCGCUCGCGCUGCUCCCACCUUCCGAUAUCGUCGACACGAUCAACACCCGGGUCGUCGCUCCCGUGCUGACAGUCCAGCAAUUCUUACCCCUGCUCGCGAACCAUAGCCCCGAUCCGAAAGCGCCGUCCUCGAUCGUUGUUGCCUACCCGUCCAUCCCGAACAGUCUGUCCCCGCCGCGACAAGUCCCCGAAUGUCUAGUGACAUCGAGCCUGUCGGCACUGGCGCACUCGCUGAGACGAGAAAUUUCCGCCGCGAGCGCAAACAUCACGGUCAGCGAGCUGAAGCUCGGCAAUUUCGACAUGGGCUCGGUCUCCACGUCCCCCUGGGCGCGGACCACUCCGACUCAAUCGACGCUGGGUGCGUCAGGCUCGUCGUCCUCGGCGUUGACACACAGCACGCACAGCCAAAGUCAGAGUCAGAGUGGGACUCAGUCGCACUGGCAUAGUUCGCAGCGCGCGGCGUAUCAGCGGAAAUCACUAGGCCAGAGGAGCAGCAUCAUCCGCGGCUCGUCGGCCCGAGAGUUCCACAACGCCGUGUUUGACGCGCUCGCGCCGCCGCAGACGUUCCGCCCAUUCGGAUCCGCCAGCCUGGAGUUCACGAGUAGCAGGCGUGCGGACGUCGUGUUCGUGGGCAGUGGUGCCCGAAUCUAUGACCUGGUCGGAAAAGUCUUCCCCGGCGGACUGGUCGGCUUGAUGAUGGGCUGGAACCGACGGCGGACCGCACCGCCAGAGGAGUUCUAUCAGUCCGUAUACCAUGACGACGCCCGACGGGUGGGUGGAAGUACAAGUGCAAGUGCAAGUGGAAGUGCCGUCGGUACUGCUGCUGCUGCCGCGUCGGGCUCUGCUACUGGUGGACAGUCGGGCUCGGCGUCGGCAUGGGGAUUUCACUCGUUGGGAAGCGACAGUGGGAUUUGGGAGAAGGUAUAA